AUGGCGUUGUCACAGAGAGCUCAACCAGAAUUGGGCACCAAAAGUGUUUUUGAAGAAGGAGAUAUCAAAUGGAGGCAAUUCAACGUGGACACAUCCACCACUUCCUCACCCCCAAAACCAUUGCUGGUCUUUACGCCCACCGUGACUGGCGCAUACUAUGUAAUAAUGUUCUGCCAUGGCUUCUGCAUUCGCAAUAGCUUCUAUUCAAAGCUCCUAGGCCACUUAGCCUCACAUGGAUUCAUAGUUGUUGCACCUCAACUGUUUGGCAAUGGCUUGCCUUUGUCUGGACCAAAUGAGGUUGAAUUUGCAGGAAAAGUUGUGGAUUGGAUAGCCAAGGAACUUCAACCUCUGCUUCCUGAGCAUGUUCAAGCCAAAUUGAAGAACCUUGUUCUAGUUGGCCACAGUAAAGGUGGAAAAACUGCAUUUGCUGUGGCACUUGGUUAUGCUAAAACUAAGCUCAAUUUUUCAGCACUUGUAGGCAUAGACCCUGUAGCUGGCUUAUCUAAGUGUAAGAUUUGUAGAACAUUUCCUCAUAUUCUAACGGGUGUGCCUGAAUCCUUCAAUUUAAACAUACCCGUAGCUGUAAUUGGCACUGGAUUAGGCCCAGAGAAGCCCAAUUGUUGUGCUCCACCUUGUGCUCCUCAUGGGGUGAACCAUGAUGAGUUUUUCAAUGAAUGCAAACCCCCUUGUGUACAUUUUGUUGCAAAGGACUAUGGUCACAUGGACAUGUUAGAUGAUGAAACACCUGGGCUGGUUGGUACUAUUUUGUCAAAGUGUAUGUGUAAGAAUGGGACUGGUCCUAAGGACUUAAUGAGAAGGACAGUGGGUGGGUUAAUUGUUGCCUUCUUGAAGGGUCACUUUAAUGCUCAGUGGAAAGAUCUUGAUGCCAUUUUAGCGGAUCCUGAACUUGCACCUGCCAAGCUUGAUCUUCCAGUUGUAAAGUAA
Gastrolobium bilobum is the source of this 945-nucleotide messenger RNA. RefSeq names its product chlorophyllase-1-like. NCBI's taxonomy places the organism in Eukaryota, Viridiplantae, Streptophyta, Magnoliopsida, Fabales, Fabaceae. The coding region runs from base 1 to 945 and encodes 314 amino acids. Gene Ontology annotation, biological process: chlorophyll catabolic process. The transcript has 2 exons. The record is from RefSeq and is a predicted model, not a curated record. Gene Ontology annotation, molecular function: chlorophyllase activity.